This is a messenger RNA of Candidozyma auris, 702 nucleotides long. RefSeq lists its product as uncharacterized. Lineage: Eukaryota; Fungi; Ascomycota; Pichiomycetes; Serinales; Metschnikowiaceae. The record is from RefSeq and is a predicted model, not a curated record. The coding region runs from base 1 to 702 and encodes 233 amino acids. The transcript has a single exon.
AUGGCCAAAGUAGAAGUCAGUGUGGAGUGUGAGUUUUGUAAAAAAAGGUUUGGAUCCAAAUCCACCCUUGGACGCCAUUUGGACCUGCGCAAGGGCGAUGUGGAUCACCCCGAAGAAGAAAUUCAGAAGAUCCGGGCCAAUGUUGUUCGACGAGGCGAAAAGCGAGAUGUCGCCCUCCUGAAAGCCCGAAGACAAAAAGUGUCCCGGGCGUACAAUUCCAGCGAAAACGUCAGAGAAAAGAAUAAGCUUCGGCGCAAAAGGCGAGACAAGCGUAUCAGCGCUCGUCUCAAGGCCACCGACUGGUUCCUCGACAAGCUCACGAGACAGGCCGCUACCGAAAAGACUCAAUUGGAUUUCCCAUCGUUUAUCGCUACCUACCUUGGACCUUCACAAUGGCCUAAAGACGGCAAUGUUCCCACGGGGGAUCAGUUUAAUUGCUUGAUAGGAAAAAUCGAGGGUGGUUUGCUGAGUAUCGACGUGAACAGGCUAUUUUCUGCCUAUGGCGCGUGGACGAAUCUUUACAUUUACGAGCAGGAGGAAGCUUGGCAGAGGGCUGUUGAACAGGCGCUAAGGCGUCAUUUAGGAGACACCAGCUUGUGGGAGGUGAGUCGUGCGAGGGAGCUUGUGGCGCAGAAGCAGGAGGAGGUGCUCAGUGGGGGAGCGGAAUUGGUAACGUUUGAAGAUGAUGAGACCCCAGGAUAA